UGAACGGACGGACAUCGCGGUGCAGUGGAGCUUUGUUAUAUCAAUGUCGAAUCGUACGGCAUAAAUUCCGCGCGCGUUUUCAGUGCCAAUAAGUAUUGUAUAAAGUCUCGCGGGGCGGCUUUCUUAUCACGCAACCCGUCGAAUUGCUCAAAAGCGGAAAAUGACUCGAGGUUAAUUCAAUAAUAUUUAAUUGUGUGUGAUAAAUCGGUGCGAAAAGUCGGGCAAAGCGCCUGUUUUUCAUGUCAGCACGAUCACGUUGCGAUAGAUUCGCCACAACUGUCCGCUCGCUCAGCGACUCCACGUGCCAACGCAUUGAUCGCCGUGCCGCGUCGCGAGGAUGACCCAUGGACCAGCAGCCCCACGCAGGGACGCCACGGACGGUGGCGAGGAGGAGGCGCAGCUGCCGGCGCCUCCGGACGGCGGCUGGGGAUGGAUGGUGGCCUUUGCCUCUUUCGCCAUUCACAUCGUCACUGAUGGCAUGACCUACUCCUUCGGCAUGUUCUAUGUGGAAUUCCUGACGUACUUUGGGGAAGACAAGAGCUACACGGCAUGGAUUGUGUCCAUUUUGGUUGGAGUCACCCUAUGUUCAGGUCCAAUCUCAUCGUCCUUUGUUAAUCGAUACGGAUGCCGGGCUGUCACAAUUGCGGGCUCUCUCUUGGCUGGCAUCUCCCUAAUUGCCAGUGUGUUCGCACAGAAUGUCCUCACGCUCAUCAUCACUGUUGGGCUGGGCUGUGGCAUGGGCUUCGGGCUGAUCUACCUGCCGGCAAUCGUCAGCGUGACGAUGUAUUUCGAGAAGUAUCGCUCUCUGGCCACGGGCAUUGCCGUAUGUGGCUCUGGACUGGGCACCUUCAUAUUCGCCCCACUCACGGAGUCCCUGAUCGGGAACUACGGGUGGCGAGGAGCGAUGCUGAUCAUCUCCGGCAUUGUUCUCAACUGCAUGAUCUUUGGCGCGAUGUUCAGGCCUCUCGAGGCGCCGAAGAAGAAGAAGCGGAAGAGCACAGAUGAGGAGACGCCGCUCAAGAAUCUGGCCUCGAGCAGCAAACAGGGUGGAUCUACUUCCAGCAACAGACUGAGACUUGUGUCAGACAAUAGACUGCCUCUGCCCGAGGACAAUGAGUCUCCUAUCCAGCGAUCAGUGAGCAUCGGCCAGGAGAUCACACAGGACACCGUGACACGGCGAGAUCCCAAUGGGAAUGUGGAGAACGGGAUCAGACAGACUUCCAGUCAACCCUUACUAACGUCUUCUGCAGCUGAUGCUUCCCUCAGGGCCAGCAAUCGCUCCAUCGGCAGUGGAACGAUGUACCGGCCAGACAUCCUCUAUCAGGGCUCCUUGCUGAAUAUCCCGCAAUACCGCUCGCGCGGCGAAUUGACGAUCACCGAGUCCGAUCGAUAUGGUUCUCUCAGGCGAGAGGCAACGCCAGCCGCCCAGGAAACUCCUGAGGAGUUCACUCUGUGCGGAUGCGUGCCGUGCUCCAAGGAAACGAGAGACACAUUCCGCGAAAUGCUCAACUUCUCCAUCAUGCGCGAUGCCGUAUUUAUCCUCUUCGUCGUGUCUAACUUCUGCACUAGCAUCGGUUUCUACGUGCCGUACGUCUUCCUGGCGCCGCAAGGAGAGGAGCAGGGCCUAACCAAGGAGGAGACUAGCUAUCUGCUGGCCAUCAUCGGUGUGGCCAACACGGUAGGGAGGAUCAUCCUGGGCUAUUUCUCUGACAAACCGUGGGUGAAUCGACUGUUGGUCUACAAUCUGUGUCUUACUAUUUGCGGAGUCGCAACUGCCUUAUCAAUCUUCUGUCUGGACUUCUUUUGGCUGAGCGUUUACUCGGUAGUGUUUGGAUUCACAAUUGGUGCCUACGUGGGAUUAACAUCCGUGAUUCUGGUUGACUUACUCGGCCUCACAAAGUUGACUAACGCAUUUGGACUUUUGCUGCUCUUCCAAGGCAUUGCAUCACUCGUGGGACCUCCACUUGCUGGUUGGCUGUAUGACGUUACCCAAACAUACACUCCAGCAUUUCUCAUGGCGGGAGUAACGAUUGCUGUCAGCGGGCUCAUUCUGUUUGGCAUUCCACCACUUCAGCGGUACCUCAGGAAGAGGCGCUCAUCGUGCUUCAACAGUGGCACACUGUAGGGAAGACUUCUCCA
Molecule: messenger RNA, 2139 nt
Organism: Phlebotomus argentipes
Lineage: Eukaryota; Metazoa; Arthropoda; Insecta; Diptera; Psychodidae
Gene: Mct1
Product: monocarboxylate transporter 12
Exons: 7
Coding region: 338-2125 (595 amino acids)
Biological process (GO): monocarboxylic acid transport; transmembrane transport
Molecular function (GO): monocarboxylic acid transmembrane transporter activity
Source: RefSeq, a predicted model, not a curated record